GCUAUUUAUGUGUACAUUCUAUGGUGACUCACUGCAUAAAGUUUUCAGAAAGUUGAAUAUUAAACUCCAGUCUGAUGGAGUUAUAUUGAAUUGACAUGAGUGUAAAGAGAUUCUAGCUUCGACCAAGUUGACAACCUACACAGGUAGACAAAGCAUAACAAUAUGGCAGCCAAACAGCAUCAUCUUAUGGAUCAACCAGAGAGAAUGGUACAUCUCAAUGCAGCAUCAUUAAAAUGUUUUGAAAAGUCCGAUUUUAUGCUCAACAACAGAUCCUUUGAUGAGGUCAACACCACUGAUGUUCAUGGUGAUAUUCCACUUGAUCUCUCCAUGAAAAAGCCUAAAGGGCAAGAUGAUCAAAAACACAGAGGAAAUACCGACCAAGUGACUACUUCUUACAGUCUCGUAUCAGUUGAAUCUGGAGAGAAAGAGGUGGGCACUAUUCUUGACAUAAAGAAAGAACCUGAAGAAAAUGUAGCAAUAGAUGACAGAAUUCUUGCAAAACAGGGUGAUACAUCAACACUUGACAUCAAAGAUGAGUACACAUGUUCCAUACCAGGUGACCAAGCAUCUAUUGAAAGCGUUUCAUUCAAGGAUAAAGGUCCUAAGAGGUGUCCAGAAGCCAUGCAGUUGAAGGAUUUGACUUUAGACAUGGAUGAUUUUGGUAAAGGACUACAUACUUGUCAGAUCUGUAAUACAACAUUCACCAAGAGUUCCCACCUUGAAUCCCAUAUGAAGCUCCAUGCCCAUGAAGCCAUGAGGGAAACAACGAAUAGAUCACAGGAAGAGCACAUAACUGAAAGUAAAAUACCACAAACUACAUUAAAAAUCAAAAGAAUGAAAGUAAACAUGAACUUUUCAAAGAAACCCAAAACAAAGUUGGACUCCUCUUAUGUGAACCAGCAUUUACUAAAAGGGAAUCUUCCUUCUAAAGUCGAGAAUAUAAAGAAGAACAGACAAUCAAAUAAAAACAAUAUUGCAGUUUCACCUCAAAAAACACUGUCUCCUCAAAUUAAGGGUAGGAAAAGAAAGGUUGAAGUGCCAGAUUUGAAAGUGAAGAAAGCAAAGAAGAUUAAAAACAAAAUUACCAAACAGGAAGCAUCAAUUGAUAAAAAUAAAAAAUCAGAUUACAAUAAUGAUUGUCAAUUUGGAGAAAUGAAUAACCAAAAGAGGGAGAAACCAACCACUAUUGUUAAGACGGCAAAACAACCUAAAUCUCUUCUUCAAUCAGAAAGUGAUAUUAUUGCCAAAUAUUCAGUAUGGGAGGUUCUUGACGCUAAUCAAAAUGAAGUGUUAAAAUGUACAAUAUGCUACAGAACAUUUGAGUCUGUAUUACAAUUCAGGCAUCAUAUGCAUGGAGCCAUGUUGAAUGAAGUUAAGAAGCUUACUAAAAACACAUUGGAUCAGAAAAAGCUAAGACCAACGAUAAAAAAUGCCUCGUUUCUUGGUUCACAUUGCAGAUUUUGUAACCAUGGGAACUAUAAAAGUAUCAAAUCUGUAAAAUACCAUGAAAAAUAUUGCUCUGAAAACGAAGAUAUUUGUCGAAAUUGUUACAUGUUUGAAACUGAUAAUAAGGAGGAUUUAGCAAAGCAUGUACAGGAAUGUAGCAAACUUAGCCAUCCAGCGUACACAUGUCCUGGGUGUUCAGUUGGUUUUGUUAUAAGAUCUGACUAUAUUUAUCACAAAAACUGGUGUUUUAAAUCACACCAAUGUCCUAUAUGUCAUGACACCAUGUCACAGAAAGAGUUUAAGAGACAUGCUGUAGUUUGUUUUAAUGGGUCAAACAAGUCCCUGAUAUGCCCAAUGUGUAAUCAAGAAUUUGACUCGGUGCCAUUAGCUGACAAACAUAGACUAACCUGCUUCAAAUGUGUGGCAUGUGAUCAAGACUUUUCAUCAUGGUGUAACCUCAGGGACCAUAUGCUUGUUUGUAUGAGGCAAGAGAAGGCAGGAUGUAAGCCACGCAAAGACAAGCUAUGUUUCUACUGUGGGGUCAUGUUUCCCGCUAAUCUAGGGAGACGACAGGCAGAUAAAUACAAACGUCACAUCCAACAACAUGAGAAGGACUACAGAUAUAGCUGUAGCUUAUGUGAUAAGCAGUUCGUCGAAAAAUAUAAGUUAAAGAUACACAUGAGUGUACACACAACGGAGAGGCCACACAGUUGUGAUGUAUGUGGAGAUAAGUUCAAAACCAUCAAUGCUUUGGCAAAUCAUAUGACCUUCCAUAGUGAGAGGAAAUACCAGUGUCAACUAUGUGACGCUUCCUUCCAGAACCCAAUGUCCCUUACCAGACACCAAGUUGUACAUAGUGGUGAAAGAAAAUACAAGUGCAAUCGCUGUGAUAAGACAUUUACACAGAAGUCAUCAUUGAAGAGGCAUGAAAAUGUUCAUGAUGGUGUCAGAGCAUUCAAAUGUGAAGAGUGCAAAAUCUCAUUCACCCAACGAUAUCCCCUUACAGUACACAUGGAAAAGAUGCAUGCGGUUGUGUCAAGUACCAAAAAGAAAAACAAACGAGAAAACUUCAAGAGAAGAGAAUUAUUCAGUAGCUGCCCUGUAAAUCAGACUAUGGAACCACCAAGUCAUCCUCAUGAAUGAAUGUCACAUCCUAGGACAGUUUAAACCACAUAACGAUUGAGGCAAAAUUACCAUCAAAUACAACCAAUAUGGAAUAUUUUGCUGAAUAAUGCAGUGUAGUCUAUUGAAUACUUAGAUUUGAUUACCAGUAUUUUUAAACUUUUUCAAAUGUAUUAUUAAUGUGCCAUGAUGAAUAUUACAUACUUUUCUUGUUUAGAAAGUCUUCUAAAGUUGAUUUAGAGUUUUCUAUAUCAAAUCUCGGGAUAAGUUUGAAUUAGUACUAUGAAUCACACAACUGAACUGUGGAAUGGAUUUGACUUCCAUUAACCCAUCUUUUUGUGUUGCAUUGUAUUGCAUGUUGGAUUAUAAGUUAGAAAUAAAAAUGUCAAC
This is a messenger RNA of Owenia fusiformis, 2958 nucleotides long. The record is from the annotation of a GenBank genome assembly. NCBI's taxonomy places the organism in Eukaryota, Metazoa, Annelida, Polychaeta, Sabellida, Oweniidae.